Molecule: messenger RNA, 2073 nt
Organism: Paraphaeosphaeria sporulosa
Lineage: Eukaryota; Fungi; Ascomycota; Dothideomycetes; Pleosporales; Didymosphaeriaceae
Exons: 4
Coding region: 201-1877 (558 amino acids)
Cellular component (GO): RNA polymerase II transcription regulator complex
Molecular function (GO): transcription cis-regulatory region binding; DNA-binding transcription activator activity, RNA polymerase II-specific
Source: RefSeq, a predicted model, not a curated record
CAUUACAAAAGGCCGCGCUGAGCGUCUCUUGUUCCUGCCGCCGAUAAAUCUCCAUUCGAUUCGCGCCUGCUGUGUUCGUUGCUUUGACACCUGACAACAGGCGUGCCCGUCAACCCUCCUCCACAUGUGCUCUACGCUGCUGGGGAGCACAUGUCAGUUAUCGCAGGGCAAUACCGCGAGUCUGCUCACGGCACCUCGAUAUGAACGGACAUCCCCGCCAAGGCCAAGGCCAGGCGCCGACCGCCCGAGAUGAUCCGAGAUCGGCCGAGGGCUUUGAUGCCAUCAGUAUCUUAUCAGAUCCGACGACCGUCUACUACUACCUGCAGCAACCUCCAAUGCCCGCCAUGUCCAAUGACGGCGUUUCACCUGGAGCAACGCCCGGUAACUCAUACAACUCGAAUCCUACCCCGUCACCCACCUCGCACCCGCCGGUAACGCACGCCCAGCCGCGACCCUCGAGCUCGCGCGCAAUUGUGCCGACGCCCACCUCAACCAGCUUCACGCCCGUCACGACGACGACGGCAGCGUCACCCACCGGUGCCUCGCCCUCGGGCGCUGGCCCGACCAGCGGUAGUUAUGUAGUCCCGCCGCGUCCCAAGCCAGGCCGCAAGCCCGCGACGGACGAGCCAGCCUCUAAGCGGAAAGCCCAAAACCGCGAGUCGCAACGCGCCUUCCGCGCACGCAAGGCCGCCAAGCUCACUGAAAUGCAAGAGCAGGCCGACGUGAUGAGCAGGAAGCAUCGGGAAGAACUCAAUGAGAUGGUGGCUGAGCAACAUCGCCUCAACUCGGAGUACAACAACUGCCUGACGCAGCUGGAGGAAGCGAAGGAGAAUUUGCAGAGAGUCACCAAGGAACGGGACUACUGGAAGGAUCGCAGCUCCCAGAUCGAGGCUCAACACAACACCCUUCAGCAGCGACUGCGCGAGCAAAACUAUCCACUCAACCCGUACAGCGACCAGGCUACCGUCUUCUUUCCGCAGCAAAGCUCUCCGACUCGUUCUUCCAUUGGCUCGUUUUCUGGCUACAGCUCUCCCAAGUCCAUGACACAACUUGGAUGUGGGAACUGUAAACCUGGUGAUUGUGCUUGCAUUGCUGAGUUUUCUCAAGCUCCGAACCCUUUCGCCGGCAAUGUUCCGGUAAUCCAGCCACCGUCGCAGACCAGCUUCGUCGACCCGUUCGCAGAUCGGGAAAUUGAUUUCACCGCUCAGUUCUCUAAGCGCGGCAGGGCUGAUCAACAGCUGUCUGGAACCCUCCUCGCACAAAGCAAUGAGCCAGAUUCCAAGUGUGGCUUCUGCACAGACGAGUCUAAUUGCUUAUGCAGGGACCAGACGCUGCAGUUCCAGGAUGUCCCGCCUACGGAUGACUCUUUAAGUGUUAAGCUGGGUCCCGGUAGCUGUGAUGCCUGCCAGACCAAUCCCAAGCAGAGAGCCUGGUGCCAGAGGGUCGCGCAACUUAAGAAGGAGGAGUUCCGACCACCGGCAACGUCUCGGAACUCGAGCGUCAGCAGCACUCUAGAGACCAUGGAGCCACACAUACCGGAUGCUUCCACCCCUUAUGGUGCGAAGCAGACUCUUGGCUGCAGCGAAGCUUUCAAGUUGUUUGAUGGCCGUAUCUCGAUGGACCAAGACAAGCUCGAUUGGAUCAGUAAUCUCCGAAGAGUACCAUCGCAAGGCAGGCGGGAUACAAUGAUGCAUGCCUCGCGCCAGUACAGCGCCAUUGAGCUGGAUACUGCCGGCAUCAUUGCAACGCUGGGAAACACCAUGCAACCACUCCAGCCCCGCCAGGAGGACGGCGAAAACCAGGAUAUUGUGCGCGCGGCGCAGGAAUUCCAGAGAAACACGCAGUCACCGCACAGGAGCCCUAGCUAUCGCACCUAGUGACGCAGAACCAAAUUCCACAGCGGGUGCCGAAAGACCUCGAACGCGUUUGGGCAACGUUUGUUAUGACGAUGUCGGAGGUUACCCUGGAUUCUCCAUGUCUGACGCAGUAUGGCGAAGAUUUUGCAUGGAGAACCACCAGCUCGGGCGCGUGUUUUUUGCACUUUUUAAAUAGGCUCACUUUUAUGAGCAUGCU